This is a messenger RNA of Vicia faba (fava bean), 483 nucleotides long. The record is from the annotation of a GenBank genome assembly. NCBI's taxonomy places the organism in Eukaryota, Viridiplantae, Streptophyta, Magnoliopsida, Fabales, Fabaceae.
AUGAUUGCACCUGCAACAACAAGCUUGUUUAAGAUUCUUCUCAAGUAUAGGCCUGAGGACAAAGCAGAAAAUAAGGAUAGGCUUUUGAAAAGGGCUCAGGCAGAGUCUGAGGGUAAAACAGUUGAGACAAAGAAGCCUAUUAAUGUCAAGUAUGGUCUCAAUCAUGUUACCUAUCUCAUUGAGCAGAAUAAAGCCCAGCUUGUUGUGAUUGCUCAUGAUGUUGAACCAAUUGAAUUAGUUGUCUGGCUUCCAGCAUUGUGUAGGAAAAUGGAAAUUCCAUACUGUAUUGUUAAGGGCAAGGCUCGCCUUGGAACUGUUGUCCAUAAGAAAACUGCAGUUGUUUUGUGCUUGACAACUGUUAAAAAUGAAGAUAAAAUGGAGUUUAGCAGGGUCCUUGAAGCAAUCAAGGAAAACUUCAAUGACAACCAAACUAAGGAGAAGGAAAGGCUUAUUGCCAAGGAAGUUGCCCAGAGGAUGACUUAG